CAUUAGCUCGCCGUUGGCGAUAGCGGGCAAGUAGUGAGAGGUAAGCUGCUGUUGGAAAUUUACUGGGGAGGCUGGUAAUGUGGUAUCUGGAACAUCAUGAAAUAUUAUUAAGUAUGAUCUCACUAGGUCUUAUGGCAGUGUGUUGGCAGUGUCUUACAGAACUUUUUAUGAUGCGGCAAGAUUUGAGUAAUUCGGGACACGAGGAAGCGAAGUCCCAACUCCUUUCGUGACUCCAGCCGAGUCUUUCAGGGUUUGCGCCCUUCUCUACUCAGCACCACCAGAACUCCCAUAGGAACUUCAACCACGUCCUGGCGUCCCACGAUAGCGAAAGCGUCAUAACUGGAACUAUCUUUAACGGCUACCUACACAGCUCUCACAGCCGCAUAUAACAGUUAAUAUGUAUCAUGGUAUGAUGGAAUGUUUCUAUUUUCCAAACGAAACGUGGUUGAACCUGUGUGCCCUUUCUCAGUUACAGGUUCUGCACCUACAGCUGGCCCUUUCAAAGACCACACAGGUGGUCCCCUCGGAGAGACCGUCGAUCAACCUCGCAUCAAUCCUCCAAGGUUAGAUACUAAGCGGAGGCAGACGUUGCUUAAUCUCCUAAAUGCUUUAAACGAGCUCAGCCAAGCCGAAUAUCUUGACCGAGACUUUGAUCAGUAUCCAAGCUUUGAGGAUGACAGAGAUGUCCCGACUGUUGACGAACAACUACAGGUUGCCGGAGCAGACGCAUUUAACAGAUUUCAGAAGAGGAUCAAUAGUCUCGACAAAGAGCUCAGAAACUUUGGCAAUGCUGCACGACAACUUGGUAGUUCCGUCGGAAUUCUGUCCUCCGCAUUUCGGCUCCGCGAAUGUCUUGCACAAAUCCUCUUCCUCUUCCGGGACAAUGCAGCUGAUCUCUUUCCUCGCAAGAUCUCUCGUCAGCAACGCGAAUUUUUGGUCAACCCCAAUCUAAUGGACAAAAAGCGCAAAGCUCGGCGGCGAAAGAGCAUGCCAGGACGUGUUCCAGCUAAUGUUGAAGAUAGCCUUGAUCUUGAGAGCCUCCCAGAGCAGUUUGAGAACUUCGCUACUGCUCUCAUGACCUUCUUGAAAUGCCUGAAUGAAUUUCCAGAGUUCACCGAUGAGGCUGUUAACACUUCGAUAAAGUCAUUUGAGGGCGAUUUGAAGUACUGGGCGUGCUGUUUACAAGAUUACAGAGGACAAUUCAAAUACCCUGCUGUGCAGCGCUAUGUUCAUGACCUUACGGCUGAAAUGGGAGAACACAUCGACAGCAUUACUGGAACAUUAUCCAUGUUCAUCGAAGUUGGUGUUCCAACUAUUCGAUUUGCACAGAAGCACGGUGCAGCAAAUCUAUUAACUCUGUCCACCGUGGCCACCUUCUUCUCCGCCGUCACUGCGACGACGCUGCAGUUCUCGUAUUCUCAAACUGGAGAUAUUCUCUCUGACGGAGUUAAUGCGUUCUGGUUCUCCUCGCUUGUAUUUAGCAUCGCUGCUGCUGUUAAUAGCUUGCUAGGGCUUUCUUGGAAACAAGCUAUGUAUCGAUCACCUGGUGAUCGCGUACCGUGGUGGGUACUGAUAUGGAUUAAACGAUCACCCCUAGUAUUUUUGGUGAUGUCUGUGGCUUGCUUCUCGGCUGGGCUUGUGCUGUUCACAUAUUCUACGAAUCAAGGCAAAGUCACAUCUACAAUCACAACUGUUUUUACUGCGUUCACCUCGUUUGGCCUAGCAGCAGUUUCAGCCUGGUUUGCUUCUGAGAGAUGGACAUUUGUGCAUCAUCGCGGGUCGAAGUGGCUUUCUGACGUUCUGAAGGAUGCUCUGCGACGCUUCAUGGCCCUGCGUGUGAUCUCAAUCGUCAGCAAAGGCUUCGGUUGGGGCCUGCAACAUGUGCAAAAAGGCGUUGAAGUCGCAGGACACAAACUUAGACGGGCGUCAUCGAUGGGGACAAUCACAACAACCGCGCUAGAGCAAGGCGACAGCCUGACGAAUGGCGAGUAUGCUCACGCAAUAUCACGUUCUCCUGAACCCCUUUCUCUGCUAUCACCCAUCCGACAAUCCACGGACUCCCACUUGCAUUUUAGUGCCGAGGGUUCUUCACAUCCCAACUUGGAGUCACCAACUACCACCUUCAGCGACACGUCAAACUCUCCAAUUACACCGCGAGACCGUUUGACAAGUGCCAUUCGGUCUGUCAUGAUGCUCCAGUCUGCAACGUCUUCUCCUAGCAACCCAUUUUCUUCUCCUGCGCGGAAACGAACAACUUCGUCGGCGUUCACAGAUUCAUCAAGAGUGAUGUCAGAGACAGGUGUCACCACAACACCCAGAGGAUCUAAAGUCGCCUCCCUCAUACCUAAGCUCAAAAGCUUAGAGGCAACGCAAGAUUUGGUUGCACAUUCAGCACUCGUCAGGCACUUACAGUUCUCGCCCAAUGGCAAGUUUUUAGCGACUUCAAGCUGGGAUCGGACGUCUAUCAUCUUCCGCGUCGGGGAUCCUUGUGUGCCCCAUCGUGUACUUGCACACGCUUCUGGUUUUGUUGGUCAAGUUGCUUGGUCUCCGGUUGGCGUGCUUCUCCUUACAAGGCUGAAUCGGGCUAUCAAAAUUUGGACGGAGGAUGGAGUGUGUCGAAAGACCAUCGAACGUCACCACCAUGUCCAGUCAAUUGCAUGGUUGCCUGGAGGGGAAGCAUUUUUGUCCGUCGAGGGUAGCGAAGUGUCUCUCGUUCUUCAGGUCCUCGACACGUAUCACUUCAAUCGGGUGUUCAUUCAUGAUGUAGCCAUCACUCCUGAUCUACAGCGGUUGUUGGGCGUCGGGCCGAUCCUAUACUCUCCCAAAGGAUUGCAUCCUAGCAAGUCCCGAGUAGAAAAACAGCUUUUGGUUUAUAACGUCGAGACGAAGGUUAUCGAAAACCAGACGCCAGUGCUCAAUGAUGUUCGUGAUAUAACGCUGGCUAAGAACGGACAAGUAGCUCUGGUAUCUUAUGAAAACAAGGCAUUUCCCCAGCUGUGGAAGUUAGAAAUGGUCAAGGAUCAGGCACGACUGAUUCUGCGUCAUACUUAUAUGCCCAAGGUGCCAGUUGACUUUGCAGGACCGAGCUAUUUUGGGGGCAAGGACGACCAGCUUGUGCUUUGUGCCGGCAAGGCUGGUGAUAUACAUAUCUGGGACCGCGAUUCAGCUGUGCUUCUUCAUCAUGUCCGUGCCCAAGCCCUAGGCGGAGAUUUGACGUGUAUUGCAUGGAAUCAUGCUUCCGACAACCCUUUUAUGUUUGCUACGGGAGACCACGAGGGUGCAGUCAGAUUGUGGACAACAGCAAACGACGACUACCGGCCAUGCGAGUCUAGUCGCCGUUUCUCUGCAGUGACUGCACAAUCUGCACCGCAUUCUGUUGCCCCUUGCUCACCUUCACCCGUUGGUGAUGGUGCUUGGACAGAUAGCGCCGGCAGACAAUUCGGGGAAUACACCUCAGAGCCAUUAACGCUCACGCCCGUGGAAGACAGUGGCCAACGAGAUAGAAUUGUUACAUUUGCACAUACUCGUGGACAGUAA
Suillus subaureus is the source of this 3537-nucleotide messenger RNA. RefSeq lists its product as uncharacterized. The transcript has 20 exons. The coding region runs from base 418 to 3537 and encodes 1039 amino acids. Gene Ontology annotation, biological process: proteasome-mediated ubiquitin-dependent protein catabolic process. Gene Ontology annotation, cellular component: GID complex. Gene Ontology annotation, molecular function: protein binding. The record is from RefSeq and is a predicted model, not a curated record. Lineage: Eukaryota; Fungi; Basidiomycota; Agaricomycetes; Boletales; Suillaceae.